This is a messenger RNA of Betta splendens (Siamese fighting fish), 4688 nucleotides long. It is a transcript of the gene csrnp3, whose product is annotated as cysteine-serine-rich nuclear protein 3. The transcript is spliced from 5 exons. Bases 877 to 2712 code for a protein of 611 amino acids. The record is from RefSeq and is a predicted model, not a curated record. Gene Ontology annotation, biological process: regulation of transcription by RNA polymerase II. Gene Ontology annotation, cellular component: nucleus. Gene Ontology annotation, molecular function: sequence-specific DNA binding; DNA-binding transcription factor activity, RNA polymerase II-specific. NCBI's taxonomy places the organism in Eukaryota, Metazoa, Chordata, Actinopteri, Anabantiformes, Osphronemidae.
GUGUGUGUGUGUGUGUGUGUGACCAAAAAAAAUGAGCUGCAUCGAUGGCUGCGCUUUGUGCUUCGUACAGUAGCAGGCCGCCAACGUCCACAGUGCUUUAUGAGCUCCACGGUGACAGACUGUACAUGUGCACACUGGCACGCUGCAUCAGAAGCAUGUUGAGCGUUAUGCGCUAGUCAAACACACGUGCCCCUCAGCAUAAGCUGUGAUAUACUGUAGACUCGGCUCCCCUGUAAAUCUCAACGCCGGGAAAGCCAUAAUCUACACUUUAGCCUGGAAUCGUCUGUGAAAGCGUGGAUUCAGCCGUUUUGUCAUUUUACAGCCUGUUGUGUGCAUUAUGCACACAGGCGUUUUGGGGAUUUCAUAUUUAUUGAUGUGCAGUAAAAUGAGAAUGGCGAAAGGAACAAAUGCUCAGUAGUCGAUGAGGUGAAAAUGCCCUUCCCUUCAAAUUAAAAGCACCUGUGCAGAACGGUCUUUUCACAAUAGUGAACCUGAUGUUUGCGGAUUAUCAUUAUUGAUGCCGUCUGUUAUUCUCAAGUGACACGAUGCAGCCACAAUCGAUAGAGGUUUUCAGCUGCUUUACAUGCAGUUGACAGUCAUUGUUAGUCUGUACUCAUUUCAUUCUGCUCUGCACAUUUGAGGCCCGUGGAUUUUCCUGCUCCCUUUUUGUUUUAGCGUAACGCCAGCGUGUUCCAUGCGAAGCCGCUCCAGCCUCCUUUUCCUCAAGCCUCUCCAUCAAACGUAAUGGAAUUAACUUCCUGUACAGCAGACGUAGUAUGUAAUUAGCAGCUUUCCCCUUCUAUCUCAGCUGCUUUGUGCCAAGGUGAUCUAUCGCCCGGGGAAUGGCUGAGAGCAGGUGCAGAUGCGGCGCAGGCCAUGAGUGGAAUACUGAAGAGGAAAUUCGAGGAGGUGGAAGCCGCCUCCUCCCCGUGCUCUUCCUUGCGGGAGUCUGAUGACGAGGUCUCCUGCAGCGAGAGCGGCAAUAGCAGCGACAGUGUCAACCCGUCUGCCUCCGGCUCUUUCACCCCCGACUCCAUACUGAAGCGCGAGAAGCGCCUGCGAACGCGGAGGGUGCACUUCGAGAACGUGACCGUGUACUACUUCGGCCGGCGGCAGGGCUUCACCAGCGUUCCCAGCCAGGGAGGCAGCACGCUGGGCAUGUCCAACCGGCACAGCUGGGUCAGGCAGUACUCGCUGGGCGAGUUCGCCCUGGAGCAGGAGAGGCUCCACCGAGACAUGCUGCGGGACCACUUGAAGGAGGAGAAGCUCAACUCCAUCAAACUCAAGCUGACUAAGAAUGGCACCGUGGAGUCCGAGGAGGCCAGCGCGCUCACGGCAGACGACAUUUCCGACGACGACAUCGACCUGGACAACACGGAGGUGGACGAGUACUUCUUCCUGCAGCCUCUGACCACUAAAAAGCGCCGGGCGCUGCUGCGAUCGUCUGGGGUGAAGAAGAUCGACGUGGAGGAGAAACAUGAGCUGAGGACCAUCCGCAUGUCCAGGGAGGACUGCGGCUGUGACUGCAGAGUCUUCUGUGACCCGGAGACGUGUGCCUGCAGCAUUGCGGGGAUCAAGUGCCAGGUCGACCGGAUGUCCUUUCCGUGCGGCUGCACCAAGGAGGGCUGCAGCAAUGCAACCGGGAGGGUGGAGUUCAACCCCAUACGCGUUCGGACCCAUUUCCUGCACACGAUAAUGAAGCUGGAGCUGGAGAAGAGCCGCGAGCAGCAGCAGGUGUCGCCCACCAACGGCUACAAGAGCGAAGCCGCUGACCUGAACCCUCUGGUCCAGUCCCAGCACAGGCUGGAGUACGCUUUGUCCGACGCCGUUCCGCAGACAACCAGCAUGCACCUGCAAGCUGAUGACGACAUGGACGGGCCACUAGAUGCUGAAGAUGAGGACGAAGAUGAGGAUGAUGACGAUGAGGAGGAGAAUGAAGACGAUGAGGAAGAUGAGGAGGACAGUAGCAGCGUCUGCAGCGGACUGUCUGACUCUAGCACCCAGAGCUUAGCGAACAGUGAUUCUGAGGAUGAUGAUGAGGAGGAGGAUGAGGAUGAUGAUGACAAGUCAGAGAACCUUGAGGAUGCAACAGCUCCAUCGGCCUCUCGCACUGAGGUGGUGCCAUUGUCCUCAGGGUUGUGUUACAGCGAUGGCUCUGUGGCGCGUGAGGCCCACAUGAACGGAAACGGAUACUUGAUGAACUCCCCCCCGGCUGACUACUAUCAGCUGGAGAGCUCAGGCGCCGCCUCCAACGGCCCCGCCGGCCAAUCGGGCGACUCCUACGGGGAAGCGUUAGCGUUCGAGGACUCGGUCGCCAACGGCAACGUGGCCCACGGAGCGUUCGGCGGCGCCGCCGGGCGGUACGCGGACUACCCUGAUCCCUCUGAGGAACAGUACACGCAGAAGAGCGCCUUCACCCUGAGCAACGGCGCCGCAGCCGCCUCGCUGACCUGCUACGGCCCCGACCAGGAGAACAAGGCCCCAUCCAAAGCCGCGCUCGCCGAGCCGCCCGGCACCCAGAGCCAGACCCAGUUUCAAAACUACCUGACCAACAACGCCCAGAGUUCCUACAACAGCAACGGCUCGUUCGCGACAACAGGACCGGCCCCGAACGAGUCCAGCGUCAACGGACAUCCUGACCUGGGCUUGAUAGCGAACGGCACCAAGAGCCGACCUUUAUCAGACCAUUGCCCCGAGGUCGCAGCCAUUUAGUGGGAUCCGCCCGCUUCAGUGUUCUCAUGAUUGUGUCUUUACUUCAGCCUGACCAAGUGGUAUUUUAAGGGAACAUAAUCAAGGCCUUUGUUGCAUUAUCUGACAUGAGACUUCAAGCUGUUUGCAGCGCUGUAGUACACGUUCAUCUGUAACUAUGACGACAGACGGACAUACGAUGAAGCGAGGCUUGUUUUGGGAUUAAACCCCUUCAACCCAUCAUUCGUCGCACUGUGCAAUGUAUCCUGUAAUUCAGAUGUAAAGUUUUAGUUUUAAGCAGAUAUUGUACCGUAGAUGGGACUUUUUUAUGUCUACUGUAUGUGUCAAAUGUGCAAAGAAGAUUUAUUGUCGGCUUAUUUAUUGUUUCUGGAUUCUGUGUACACUUCCGUAUAGUAAAGGUUUUGAUAAAAUAUGCAUGCUGUUUGACAUUUAGGGAAAAGAUUGCCAUUGUUUUAUAUACGAAAUGUGUUGUAUACAUACAUGUGUACAUUUCUCUUCUGUUACUAUCGUGUGCUUUUUUAUAAAAAGCCUUUUAUUUGUACGUUUGCAGUCGAGUAUCGGUAGCAUAGCGUCAGACCACAUCAAAAUCCAUUCACAGCCUUUUGCACUCGCGCUGCUGCUUUGGACUCCAAUACUUGAACAGUGGAAAGAUGUGAGCCCUGGCGUCCCCCCCCUCCCCCCACUGUUCACGCUAGACCUAUGAUUUGCAGGUGUAACUACAGAUGAAGAUUUUUACGUUGUUGAUGCAGGGAUAUUAUUAACACAGCACUUUGACAUAUCUCUGAUAGCAGGUGAAGCUCUGCGAUUCACCACAGGCAACAGGACACUGUCAUUACGAGAAAUGAACAGGAUUAAUUUGAAUAGAAACAUCCUGUGAAUAAACAAACUGAUCCACAAUUAUGUGACACUAUUUCUUAAAUUAGUAAAUAAUUCUGCUUUAAGGCUUUAUAGGGUGUGGUAUAGAAUGUGGAUACAGAAUGUGGAUCUAAUAAUGUUGAUUCAGCCUAUUGAAGUGAUAUAUAUAUAUAUAUAUAUAUAUAUAUAUAUAUAUAUAUAUAUAUAUAUAUAUAUAUAUAUAUAUAUAUAUAACAGAGAACAGAGAAACCUGUUAAAUAUAUAUAUUUAACAGGUUUCUCUGUGACUUGAGAAGUAAGUUGCCUUUAAUUGAUGUCAUAGUACAUAAUACUGUCCUUAAAGCCUCACUGGUUUUAUUAUAAAUUUGACUGGUUAGAUAAAUAUACACAGAGCAAACAAAUGUUCAAGGUUGACAAUCAAAGCUCAUCAUCAAACGUGACUCAUAUCAGUAUUUGAAAACCACAGUGUCUCACGAAAUCUAUGAGCCAUUGAAAAUGACUGACGCAUAUAAAAGCACUAUUAACCAAAAAUCUGUAAAUAACCUUGUAACGCAUAUUUAUAAAACACCUGUGACAGCUCAACACUUUGGGGACAGCAAUAAUUGUAAUUAAACUUCUACUGUAAAAUGUUGCUGAGGGAUGAUCUUUAUCUUCAGAUAGUUUAUUCCUCAUAAAAGUCCUGAAUCUGAGCUGGGACCUCUCGGCUUUCAGGCUCCCAGUGGCAUCAGUAAGACGUACAGUGCAGAUGAUUUGUGCCAAAGCAUAGUGUGAGGAGGUUAAAUACAAAAACAUUGCAUCCAGUUAAGAAUCCCGUUUAAUUUUAUUUUCCAGUAUUUAUUAUGAAUGAUAUUGACAUAUGUAUUUAUUGUGGUUUACUAAAGUCUGUAUUGAUUAAAUUGCUUCAAUAUCUUAAAAUUGUCUUUUGUUUCAUGCUGGUUGUGAGUUGUAAAGGUUCAUGUGCCUAAUUAAUUUCAUUCUAAUCCAUAAUCUGUGAAAUGCAUACAUUUUGCACAAACUGUCAUCUGAUUUUUUUAAGUGUUUGUUUUUUAACAGUUGUAGUAAAGCCAACUUCAGUUUUCUGUUAUUUCAUUUUUGAAAUAAAUUUAAUUCCUCUUUUGAUCUUAA